AAGAAAUAUAAAUUCCCUAGGGUUACUCUUUAUAUAAAUGAUCAGGAUCGGUUAAAUUUUUAUUAGUUGCUAGGACACUUAAAAAUGUUUUUAAAGUUGUGUAAAAUUAAUGUUUAAUGUUGUGUAAAAACCAAAAUGAUGUAUAAUACGAAAGACUUAUAUUAUAAUAUAUGUAAAAUUUUGAUCUUUUAAUAUAAGACAUACGAACAUAGCCGGAUUUUUAAUAAUACACCAAUAUACUGAUCGUUCACAAAACCUUUCUAAGAAGUAAAUAUAGAGUUAACAAUUUACAUUAGAGAAAUAUGGAAAAUAAACAAGUAUUGGAAGAACGUCUAAGAAAGGCUUCUUGUAUUGGGGACACAGAUGCAGUUCAGGAACUUGUUAACUUAGGUGUUGAUGUUAAUACACGACAUAAUGUUAACGGAUGGACACCAUUACACUGGGCUUGUAAAAGAGGCUUUUUGGACGUAGCUGCUUUACUUCUGAAACAUGGAGCUGAUAAAAAUAUAAUGUCAGAAAGUGGGGAAACAGCAAUAUCUUUAUGCACCAAUCAACAAAUUUUACAAUUAUUGAAUUCUGAUAUUCAACGAAAUACUAAUGGACCAAUGAUACAUCAAUUUAUGCCUAAAUGUAUAAAAAAUGAACUUUUAACUACUAAUAUAGAUUCUGUACAGCAUUUAGGAGUGAAUCAUAGUCGAUGUGAAUUGAAAACUAACAAUCAUUUGCAAGAUGAAUUAGUUGUUAAAUUACGUAUUGCAAAUGCACCUGAUCCUGACUUCGUUGAGGUCGAAUUACCUAUGAAUGAUUUAACAUACCAGACAUUAAUACAGACAUGUUGCGAAGAAUUUGGAUUAUGUCCGCAUCAAAUUUUGAAAUUACGAAAAUUACCGAAUACUAAAUUGAGGAAAGAUAAAGAUAUAAAACGGCUUCAACAUUUUCAAGAAAUAGAAGUAAUAACAGAUCCAGCUAAUGUAUAUAAACAUAUGCAAUAUUCUAACAGUGUUCCCAAUAACGUUUUACCGAGUCCAGCUAAUGGAUAUCAAAGUAUUUCAAAUAAAGAUCAGACUAUUUUAUAUUAAAUUAAAUUUUUAAUUUAUUUAUAUAUUAAAAUUAGGGUAAAAUUAGAAUAGAUAUUUUUAUUUUCUUUUUAUCAUUUUUAAAUUUUAAUAAAAAAUAGGAAUGUAAUAAUUAAACAUUAUAACAAAAUAUAAACAAACGUUUGCAUGUAUUUAUACUUAGAGUAAUAUAAUCAAUAACAAUUUGUUCUUAGAAUUAAUAAAUAAUAUUC
This is a messenger RNA of Polistes canadensis, 1288 nucleotides long. RefSeq names its product ankyrin repeat domain-containing protein 40-like. The record is from RefSeq and is a predicted model, not a curated record. NCBI's taxonomy places the organism in Eukaryota, Metazoa, Arthropoda, Insecta, Hymenoptera, Vespidae. Gene Ontology annotation, molecular function: protein binding. The coding region runs from base 303 to 1079 and encodes 258 amino acids. The transcript has 4 exons.